Funneliformis geosporum is the source of this 440-nucleotide messenger RNA. NCBI's taxonomy places the organism in Eukaryota, Fungi, Glomeromycota, Glomeromycetes, Glomerales, Glomeraceae. The record is from the annotation of a GenBank genome assembly.
CUAUUUAUUGUGAAGAAGGCGAAAAAGUUAAGCGUUUUACAAUGGAUAUUCAAUCAUAUGUCACUAAAACCUAUGAGUCUCGAAAUGUUUACAAAAUGAAAUUCUACCCUAAAGCUGAAAAAAGUAGUCUUAUAUAUUACUUAAGAGAGUGUAAUCUUGAUAACAAAGUGGAUUUACCUAUUCACUGUAUGAACAAAUAUUAUAAAAUGGUAUUAAAAGAAACUAAUGCCAUAACAGCUGAGCAGAUACGUGAAGUAGCCAAAUACUACAUUAUCGAUACUCUUAGCUGUCAGCAGUUAAUGAUCAAGCGUAAUAUAAUCAAUGAAUAUAAGGAGGAAGGAAAUUUAACCAGUACAAUUCUAUGUGAACAAAAUGAAAUAGGAAAAUACUCUGGAGCUUAUAUUUUUCCGCUGGUAAAGGAUCUCAAAAGUAAACGUCCU